Molecule: messenger RNA, 3070 nt
Organism: Antechinus flavipes (yellow-footed antechinus)
Lineage: Eukaryota; Metazoa; Chordata; Mammalia; Dasyuromorphia; Dasyuridae
Gene: LRRTM4
Product: leucine rich repeat transmembrane neuronal 4
Exons: 3
Coding region: 213-1985 (590 amino acids)
Cellular component (GO): plasma membrane
Molecular function (GO): protein binding
Source: RefSeq, a predicted model, not a curated record
CUUUCUUUUUUUCCCCCCUUGUCCUCUCUGGGGAACUUUGUGUGGGUUCCUGGCACACAUGCCCGAUCAUGAUGGUUGUGAGUGACAGCUGUACCCAUGGCAUGAAGGCUGUGGUGGAUUAAAGACCAGGAAGCCAGCAAGAAGAGACCUGAGGGAGGAAGGAAGGAAGGAAAGGAAGAAAGAGAGGGGGAGCUGCUUUUGGAUGACAAAGGAUGGGUUUCCAUUUAAUUAAGCAGCUGAGAGGCAUGAGCGUGGUCCUGGUGCUGUUACCCACAGUCCUGCUCGUGAUGCUCACGGGUGCUCAGAGACCUUGCCCCAGAAACUGCAGGUGCGAUGGGAAAAUCGUGUACUGUGAGUCUCACGCCUUCGCAGACAUCCCCAGGAACAUCUCUGGUGGGUCUCAGGGCUUAUCGUUGCGCUUCAACAGCAUCCAGAAACUGAAAGCCAAUCAGUUUGCCGGGCUGAAUCAGCUUGUGUGGCUCUAUCUGGACCAUAAUUACAUCAGCUCUGUGGACGAGGACGCCUUUCAGGGGAUCCGCAGGCUGAAGGAGUUGAUCCUGAGUUCCAAUAAGAUCACCCACCUGCACAACAAGACAUUCCAUCCGGUUCCCAACCUCCGGAACCUGGACCUCUCCUACAAUAAACUGCAGACCUUGCAGUCGGAGCAAUUCAAGGGCCUCCGGAAGCUGAUCAUCUUGCACCUGAGGUCCAACUCUCUGAAGACAGUGCCCAUCCGGGUCUUCCAAGACUGCCGGAACCUGGACUUUCUGGAUCUGGGCUACAACCGCCUCCGGAGCCUGUCCCGGAAUGCUUUCGCCGGCCUCCUGAAGCUGAAGGAGCUCCAUCUGGAGCACAACCAGUUUUCGAAGAUCAACUUCGCUCACUUUCCCCGGCUCUUCAACCUUCGCUCCAUCUAUUUGCAGUGGAAUCGGAUCCGCUCCAUCAACCAAGGCUUGACGUGGACUUGGAGCUCCCUCCAUAACUUGGAUUUAUCGGGGAACGAUAUCCAAGGGAUCGAGCCAGGCACUUUUAAAUGUCUGCCCAACUUGCAGAAGUUGAAUCUGGAUUCCAACAAGCUCACCAACAUCUCUCAGGAGACUGUCAAUGCUUGGAUCUCUUUAAUAUCCAUCACCUUGUCGGGGAACAUGUGGGAAUGCAGUCGGAGCAUUUGCCCCCUUUUUUCUUGGCUUAAAAAUUUCAAAGGGAAUAAAGAGAGCACCAUGAUAUGUGCGGGCCCUAAGCAAAUCCAGGGGGAGAAGGUCAGCGACGCGGUGGAAACGUACAAUAUAUGUGCCGAAAUCCAGGUGGUUGUGACAGAGAAGUCCCAUCAGGCCCCGCAAACGCCCCAGAAGCCUCUGAUUGUUCUCAAACCCACCGUCUCCAAACUGGAAACCACCCAACCGACUCCAAUCACACCGAGCCCUUCCCCGGGUUUUCAGAUGCCUGGCACAGAGCCAGAGUAUGAGCAUGUGUCGUUCCACAAGAUCAUCGCUGGCAGUGUGGCCCUCUUUCUGUCUGUGGCUAUGAUCCUCUUGGUGAUCUACGUGUCUUGGAAGCGUUAUCCGGCCAGCAUGAAACAACUCCAGCAGCAUUCUCUCAUGAAGAGACGCCGGAAAAAGGCCAGAGAAUCCGAAAGACAAAUGAACUCCCCGUUACAGGAGUAUUACGUGGACUACAAGCCAACAAACUCUGAGACCAUGGAUGUAUCAGUUAAUGGAUCAGGGCCUUGCACAUACACCAUCUCUGGCUCCAGGGAAUGUGAGGUCCCACAUCAUAUGAAGACGCUGCCCUAUUACAGCUAUGAUCAGCCAGUCAUCGGGUACUGCCAGGCUCAUAAGCCUCUCCAUGUCAACAAGGGAUAUGAUACUAUAUCCCGGGAGCAAGCUGAGACAACCAACCUGGAGCUCAGUCGAGAUCACAGCUUCAUUGCCACCAUUGCCCGCUCUGCGGCACCAGCCAUUUAUAUUGAAAGAAUACCCAAUUAAUGCUGAAGACCAUUUCUCAAGGGAAAGGGGACUUUGUUUGGGGGGGUGGGAGAGGGAGGGAUUUCACUUUAAAGGAGAAUUGGAUGUGAGAUCACAGCCACCCACAGAAUUUCUGCCACAAACCAGGAAGAGAGAUGGAAAUCAUACCAUCUUUGAAACAAAGAAUUAUAUAGCAUGGCAGGAAUUACCUUUAUGGUUCAGCAGGGAAGACUCCUGGAUUUUUUUUUCUUUUGCUUUAAAACUUCAACAGACAAAACUCUUGGAUGUAUAUAAUAAAUAAAGAUCGUCAAGUUCUUAUUAAAAUAGAUUUCACUCUAGCUACAUAAAAGAAUGGAUUAAGAAAUCUGUUUGUAUAUCUGAUUUUCUACACUGCACGGUUCCUUGGCUAGUGAACCACAGGCAAAAUUAAGGGUGGGGGGGAUUGGGAUGAGGGGAAACUCAGUACAUGGUUUCUUUGUUAAGUGUUUAUUACUCUCAAAACCUUGUUUCAAUUGAUUUUUUUUCUUAAAAAUAUUUCUUUUGUUUUUCCUUUUUCUGUCAAGUGUUUCUAUUUCCAACUCGGAUCAUGGGCAUUAAGGCUUGUGCUGGACCUAAAGGAUGCUUGCAUUGGCACAGGACUCAAGGAAAAAUAGAUGAUGACUGAGCUGAAAAGGGGGAUAAAAACACAAACAAGAACAAAAUCCCUAGGUGCAUGUCCACUCAAGAUGUCUGCUGUAAACUGGGACAAUUUUUUGGAGUUUUUUUCCCUUCUUUGUUACACUUUGCUGUUAACACAGGUCCCAUUUUCCACUUCUAUCAUGAGAAAGAACACCAGGCACUUUGAUGCAAAUAAAAAAAAAAAACUGGUAUAUCUGUUCGUACCUGGAUCGGGUGGAACAAAGGGAAAUGUGUCUUGUGUGCACUGAUUAGGAACUCAAUGGUUGAUCUACUCCUAAACAAAGGAGAACGUGUAACAUGAAUUCUGUUUUGUUUAUUUUUAAUUGAUUAUUAGUUAGUUUUCGUGUAGUUUUUAUCAAUAAAAGGAAAAAAAAGUGGUGGAAAAAUAAACAUAUUAUUUUGUGGUUGGGACACCACAGCCAACCUAA